Molecule: messenger RNA, 939 nt
Organism: Acaromyces ingoldii
Lineage: Eukaryota; Fungi; Basidiomycota; Exobasidiomycetes; Exobasidiales; Cryptobasidiaceae
Exons: 1
Coding region: 341-820 (159 amino acids)
Source: RefSeq, a predicted model, not a curated record
GGCAAUUGUCCUUGUGGCCUGAUUUAGAGGUGGUCCGCGCCACAGACGGCAAAUAUGGCAGAAGCGAAUGAGCGAGACGCGCUCGGACCGCACCUACGGCGCCAAGCACUUCUGCUUGCCACUUCCUCAGCGAUCAUCAAGCUUGCUCAUAUGCGCGCCGCACCGCAUUGCUUCCCCUUUUGCAUCCAGCGCAAGACGGAAGAGGGGGCCCUCUCUCAUUAUAGAAGAGAAGGAACGUAGCAAGUUAUAGGAGCAAGCAGUUGCUCCGCGCUGCUCUGUGUCAGGCUCAUGCGCCGCGUUUCUGGUCGCGCUUCCGUUGGAGUUGCGUUGCCGCUUGCCAAUGGACCGCCCGCCACGCCUACUCACGGCCCUGUGUCGGAGUCAAGUCGGGGCCGCAAAUCAAUUGGGGACUGUCCCUGGUUUUGAGCCCAUCACUUGCCUCUCCUUUGUUGUUGUUAUUGUUCAAGAGCCUCACGUUCCCCUCUCCGCUCUCUCUCUCGUUCCUCCAAAAUUUCCCCCUUCUCCAACGCCGACGGUCAACCCUCAACCCUUUCCCCACUUUUACAUCGAUCCCUCCCACGCCCAUUGUCACGCCAAGCAAACAACGCAAGGUGUCUCUCUACGCCCAAUCUCCACUGUCUCUGGCGUUGGCGCGCCUUUUUCUUCCUCGAAACGACCACCUGGACGAGAGGGCGUACAGCACUCUGGCACGCGUCCAUCGAGGGGUCCAUCCAUCGGGUCACUACACCAACGAUUCCCAUUCUCUCUCUUUAGCCACAUGUCCUCGUCCUCUCCUCUCGAGCCACCCUUGGCCGAUUGAGUCGGCCUACACUCCUUCGAUACUGUCCUCUUUCUCGACAAUAUGCGUGCGCACAACUUUCUCGCAAUUGUGGUGCUAGGUACCACGACGGUCCUCUGUGUUCCCCGUCCUCUCCUCUC